UGGUGGGGCUCUGGGAGGAGAGCGCGUUGCAGCCCGGGCUGUGCUGGGCAAACGGCGCCCAACGACGAAGGGGAACGGCUGCUGAGUCGCCGGGGAGCCCGGAGACGGAGGGCGGGCGCGCGCGCGGACCGGACUCCUGCCGGCACCCCGGGAAAGGGGCGGGGUCCCUCCGACGCAAUCCCGCGGAUACUCCCGCAAGACAUUAACCGGUUCAAAUCGGGUGCCUCCUGUAAGACGUGGACGGCGAGGAAGGCUGGAGUUUGGGCUAGCAUGUAAAAAGGGGAGCCCGGCCCAGGGAUCCUGGGAGAGACAGACUUCUGGCCCCCUUGGGUCACUUUGGGAAUGAGAAGUACCCAAUCCUAAAGCAACCGCCGAGGGCCUCAGAAGUUGCAGCACUGGCCCUGGGCUGGAGGGUGCGCAUCCUUCUUGAAGCCUGAUGCUGCUGCCCAGCACCCUCCUCUGCUCUGAAGGGAAUGCAGCUGUGCCCCAGUCACAGCUGGAGCCCCUCUGUGCCCAGCAGACACCCCCCUGGUAGCUGGAUAUAGAGAAGAGCUGGACUUUGUGGCGCAGGGAAAGGGGAAACACCCUCUUUGGCCCAGCUGGAGGCCGGUCUGGGAAGACCUCCAUAAGGAUGCUGGCCGGAUGGAGAGAGCUGUCUACAGGGAUCAGUGCUAUACUUUGUUGCCUCCUCUUCUUCUGGCUCCUGUACUCUCACCCACCCAAGGAAGGAAAGGAGCUGGUGGUUGGGACGUGUGAAAUCACAGCCUUGGACAGAGAUAUGAGCCAUCCCAAGAGGAUGAUUGCCAGGCAGACGGCACGCUGUGCUUGUAGGAGGGGCCAAGUUGCCGGAACAACGAAAGCAAAACCUGCCUGUGUGGAUGCCCACAUCAUUGUCAACAAACAGUGGUGCGGGAUGGAGCCCUGUGAUGAUGGGGAGCAGUGCUCUUUGCUAAUCAAUCGUUCAGGCUGGAGCUGCACUAGGCAACUGGGACGAAUAAAAACAGUCACGGUCUCCUGACAGCAAUUGUGCACCUGCCUGUGAGAGUAAUUUCUCCACUCCCUGCGUAAUGAAGCUGCAGUUCAGAGGUCAUCUCAUCAUGAAGGGAAAAGAGCAAUCUAGUUCUUCAGCGUGGGCUCAUUCCCAUGAAUUGUGGUCCUUCCCACCCAAGUUUCCUCUUGUGUCUGCACAUGUGCCACACAGGUUACUGGAUCAACAUACUGGGGUUUUGUGUGUGAUUUUUCCUUCUUAUUCCCCUGCCCCCCAAAUUAUUUAUGGCUUAUUUUGUGGAUUUUUAAUCUGAGAUGCCGUUUUCUGUAGACCUUUUUCUCUCAUGACAACGGAGGAAUUUGCCACAAUACCCAAGAUUUCAAGAGGCCUCUUAAACUUGGGGGCACGUCUGCCUCCUUGAGACAUAUGGUUAUGACAGACUCUGACUGAGGCAGUUGCUAAGAAUCUGGGAUGUUCUCCAGUUGCUGUGAAGAAAAUGUUCUUUUCUUCUUGUGCCUCUUCCUUUCACUCAUUUCCACCAAGCCAAGGGAGGUGAGAAGAUGCUGAAGGAACAUGUCAGCUUUGCCUCUCUGGUCCAUCAUCUGCUUUGCAUAUAGACGGAAAGAGUUUGCCAGUGGCUGAGAACGGCAAAAGAUCAUCAUGAAGCUGCUGUUAGAGCAAAAUGAAGAACCUGGACCAAAAAAAAAAUCCAUUGGAUGAGUUCCUUCUCCACUUCUGUUCACAGUUUUUUACCUGCCCCAAUUUUCUCCUAGCACUUACCCAAAAUAAUGGUCAGAAUUUUAAGCAGAAUUUAUAUGCUUGGUUGCCUGCCAUGUAUUCUGAUUGCAGAAGAUAUCCUUCAGAUUGGAGCUUUCAUGACAAACAUGUACAGUCAUUUCUUUAUUGGAGCUUUCAUGACAAACAUGUACAGUCAUUUCUUUAUCAUUUGAUUUGUGCAAGCAUUCACCACUUUUUCUUGCUUCUGCCAGUGUU
Gekko japonicus is the source of this 1981-nucleotide messenger RNA. RefSeq names its product protein FAM19A5-like. The coding region runs from base 632 to 1018 and encodes 128 amino acids. The record is from RefSeq and is a predicted model, not a curated record. Lineage: Eukaryota; Metazoa; Chordata; Lepidosauria; Squamata; Gekkonidae. The transcript is spliced from 4 exons.